GUAUACGUGAUCGCCCCCGCCGUCGCGCCGUGGCCGAUACACACGCCGCUCUAGAUAACUCGCUUGAUUAUAAUCUGCUUAUCACUGCGAUCUCGAUAUCAAUUGUGACGGUCUACAGUGUGUAUUCGCAUAGUGUCGUCAUCAUAUUAGUUUUUACUCAUAAUAUCCACCUUUAGGACGUGAAACAUCGAACGCUGUUCAAACAUACGGUGUUUAAUUGUGUAAAGUUUUGUCUUAACAAAGAUAGGAUACCCACUCAAACACUUCCUGCGUUUCACUACCACGGCUGUGGUGCAAUCAAACAGUAUCGUUUAGAUCAACACGGAAUCUAUAUUUAACAUGUAUAUUUGUUUACUUAGUGGUGAAAUAAAGACAUAUCUAUACCGAGAAUUGCUUAAGCCUCAUUAAAAUUCUUAUGCGUGGGUUGUUUAACUGACGUCUAGUUGUGAAGUGAACUUAGUCUGGCGGAAGUCGAUUAACAAAUUAACAGUGUAAGUGAGGACAUUUGAAAUGAAACUUCUGGCCAACAUGGCGAAUGGAACUGCGGAGACAUUCAACGUUAUCGGAUCCGCAUAUGGAACAGGAGACCGACACUCGGCUGCGCCGAACGAAAUAUUUGUAAAUAGAUCGUUGCAUCUAGAAAAUGUUAAGUUCUACGGAUUUGAUAUGGACUACACAUUGGCUGAAUAUAAAUCGCCACAGUAUGAGACUUUAGGUUUUAAUUUAACCAAAGAAAGAUUAGUAUAUAAGGGAUAUCCAAGUGAAAUAUUGGAAUUUGAAUAUGACCCUUCUUUUCCAGUAAGAGGUCUGUGGUUCGACACGUUAUAUGGCAACUUACUAAAAGUAGACGCUUAUGGUAAUAUUUUAGUGUGUGUGCACGGAUUUGAAUUUCUAAAACAUUCACAAGUAUACGAAUUGUAUCCAAAUAAGUUCUUAACGCUAGACGAGUCAAGGGUUUAUGUACUGAACACACUGUUCAACUUGCCUGAAACAUAUUUAAUAGCAUGUUUAAUAGAUUUCUUCACAAAUUCGCCGCAGUAUACCAGAGAAAAGACCGGUGUGAGAUGUGGUGAUUUAGCGAUGUCAUUCAAAUCUAUCUUCCAAGAUGUCCGAAGUGCAGUGGACUACGUUCAUAUACACGGAGAUUUAAAAAAGAAAACAAUUGAAAAUUUGCCUUUAUACUUGAAGAAAGACGAGAGGCUGCCGACGUUCUUAUCAAGAAUUACGGAAAGUGGGGCCAAACUGUUCAUAUUGACUAACAGCGAUUACAACUUCACUGAUAAAAUCAUGAAUUACUUGUUUGAUUUUCCACAUGGCGCAAAACCAGGCGAACCGCACAGGAAUUGGAAGACGUACUUCGACUGGAUCGUGGUGGAUGCCAAGAAGCCGUUGUUCUUCGGAGAGGGUACCACCUUGCGGCAGGUGGACACUCGCACGGGGGCUCUCAAAAUGGGCCACCAUGUCGGCCCGCUGCAUGAAAAAUUGGUGUAUUCUGGAGGUUCCUGCGACGUUUUCACCGAAUUGAUUGGCGCCAAAGGCAAAGACGUGCUGUAUAUAGGCGACCAUAUUUUCGGCGACAUCUUAAAGUCGAAGAAGAUCGGUGGUUGGCGUACAUUCUUAAUAGUACCCGAGUUAGUGCAGGAACUGCACGUUUGGACGGACAAGUGUCAACUAUUUGCGCAACUACAAAACCUAGAUGUACAAUUAGGAGAUAUGUACAAGGAUCUCGAUUCGAGUACUAAAGAGAAGCCGGACAUAUCGAAGCUGCGCAUGGCGAUACGUGACGUGACUCACAAGAUGGAUCUCGCGUACGGCAUGCUUGGCUCGUUGUUCCGUUCUGGGUCUAGGCAGACGUUCUUCUCAUCACAGGUGGUGAGGUAUGCGGAUCUGUACGCGGCAUCCUUCUUGAACCUGAUGUACUACCCGUUCUGCUACAUGUUCCGCGCGCCGGCGAUGCUGAUGCCCCACGAGUCCACUGUCGCUCAUGAGCAGCGGUUCACGCUUGACGCGCCCACCAUUGACAGAUCAAGACACCCAAGUGCACAGCGGGCGUACAGCGUCGCCAGCGUCAGCAUAACAGAAGAUACGUCCGAAGAUGUCGCCACAGUUGCACCAGAGACUGUUGAUAAUAAGAUCCUGGUAUCUGUGCCACAUGUGCGGCCCGAGACACCCCGCCAACUCACACACACCCACGACGAAGAUUGUUCCGAUGAUGAAGAAGUUAACAAGUCUGCACAAAGUAAAUAAACUGAGCUGUACGCACAAAAAUCGCCUGAGAUGUAUAUAAACAUUAGUCGAAAGUCAAUUCUGUGAUUUAUUAGCUCGUUUAAAAUACAAUAAAUGGUAAAAACAUAUUAAUCACUGUGAGGUUCCUGGAUGAAAUUAAAAAAUAGAUAUCUGAUAUUUGUAGUCAUUUGCUGAUAAAAAUAUAAAAUUAUUCCAAUUUUGAAAUAAGAAUUUAUUAAUUUUCUUAAAUAAUUAGUCAUAAUGGUUAUUAGUAUUUAAGUCAAUAGGCGGUAUUAUGUUUUGAAUAAACAAGCGAAACACUUCAAAGGUGAUGUUAUUCUCGGUCUACAGCAUUAAUGUAACUAUUUAUAUCAAUCUGAUCAGAAUAAAUCAGUUCAGUAUAUAUUUCCAAUAAUACUAACUGUAACAUAUACCCCUAAUGGCAUAAAUAAAGAUUAUUUUUUAUAGGUGUAAAAAUCUAUUUGUUCAUUUCUCGUGACCGAUAGAAUAAAAUACCAUGUGUGGUAUUUCAGCGGGCGCGGGAAUUGGACAUUAUGUUUUCUACACGUAUAAAAAUAAGAUUCAUCUUUUAAUUAUUGCUGAUAUAAUGGAACAAUCAAUAAAAUUACUAUCUUUACUCUUUGAUCUAUAGAUAUUGUUAAAAUUUUGUAAUUAUAGUGUAAAGGAACCAAGAACCAAGAACUCUGCUAUUAGUUAUACAUAAGUAGUCUUUGUCUUGUUAACCUUAACAAUAUUAGCGUUCCUUGCCUUAAAAAUUAUUUAAGUCCUGAUUCUAGAAAAUUGCGUCAAUGAAUAUAUUAGGUACAUUAUUAAGUAUAUAUAAUUCUUUACCAUUUUAUUUUGUAUGCUUAGGAAAUGAUACUUAUAUUUCCUGUCCUUUUCCUUAUUGUUUUAAUGUUUUCAUGAGCGAUAUUUAAAAUAUUUUUGUAUUGCAAUAUGCUAAUACGAUAUAGAUGCAGUAUUUCAAAUCAUAAGCUUCCUUUAUUUUAAGUGAACAGGGUUGCUAUAAAGCGUUGUGUUUGAAUAAUUGAAAUAUUUAGGUUAAACAUGUGAUAUGUAUUUAGUUUCUCGUUAGCAAAUGGACGGUGGUGCGCUUGUUAUCAUAGGUAUACUUACCUAUUGAGACUGCGACAUGCUUUUCAUUGUAAUCAAUGUUUAGAGGCUAUAUUCACUCUAAUGAGCGAAUAAACGAAUGUAAUAAACGAUUCCAACAUUGUGAUUAGUUGUACCGAAUAAUAAUAAACAUUUACUAAUUAUUGUUAUUAUGUAUGAUAUGAAUGCACUUUGUACAUACAUAUAAUAAUUCUAUUAAUGUGUUAUUUUGUUGUUUUGAGAUUUUAUUUGUCAGUCCAGUUGAUUUUGUAAUAAGUAUUCAUUUUGUAAUAUUUGUCAGAUUUAAGGCUGCUUUUGAGUUUAUAUCUAUUUGUUAUUUGUUCUGCCAUAACGCGUCUCAUUUAUUGUAUAAACAAUGAUUACUUGAAAUAAUUGUGUACAUAUACUUUGUAUACAAAUUAUGAAAUCUCAAGUAGUGUAAUUCGUGUAUGGAAAGGACUGAUAUAUUCUAAUGUAUGCUUUAUAGCUCUUAGUGUGUAUAGAUACAAAAUAAUUGUUUACGUGAGUUUACAUUUUUGUAUGAAUAGCUAUUCCAUGUAAUAAGAUCCAAUAAACAGAUUAGUAAUCACA
Galleria mellonella (greater wax moth) is the source of this 3930-nucleotide messenger RNA. It is a transcript of the gene Nt5b, whose product is annotated as cytosolic purine 5'-nucleotidase. The record is from RefSeq and is a predicted model, not a curated record. Bases 511 to 2247 code for a protein of 578 amino acids. Gene Ontology annotation, molecular function: 5'-nucleotidase activity. The transcript is spliced from 13 exons. NCBI's taxonomy places the organism in Eukaryota, Metazoa, Arthropoda, Insecta, Lepidoptera, Pyralidae.